Messenger RNA from Aedes aegypti (yellow fever mosquito), 1827 nucleotides. RefSeq names its product GTP-binding protein Rhes. The transcript is spliced from 3 exons. The coding region runs from base 775 to 1500 and encodes 241 amino acids. Gene Ontology annotation, molecular function: GTP binding; GTPase activity. Lineage: Eukaryota; Metazoa; Arthropoda; Insecta; Diptera; Culicidae. The record is from RefSeq and is a predicted model, not a curated record.
ACGCCAUCGCCCUAGGAACAAUUAACUUAGCUUUUCCUACCUUCCUGAUUUAGAGGUUUUCCCAUCGGAUUCGGGGAAACGCUCACAUAGUGUCUGGACUGGAGCGUGAAGCGUCCGAGAGUAAAUACGAGUGAUAGUAGCGUAAAACGCGCCGUACAUAGCAUUGGCUACAUAGUCUCAGACCAGGAGUGUCUCGUUUGCCGGUUUCCGCCGUCUCGAAUUGCUUCGGUUGGAGCGCUUUUCGGUUUAAGGGGUGUGUGUUUUGGUUGUGUAGUUCCCGCAACACAUCGCCUCCCUCUAAGGACUGGAACGGGAAAUUCUGGACGGUGUGCAACAAGUGAUUCAUUCCUAUCGUGGGGCGGUUGUUGUAGUGUGGAUUAGUACUGGGACGUGUGGUGGACAGCGAAAAGUGUGAUUUGGUUCGUGAGAAAGCGUCAACCGUUGAGCGAUGAUAAAGUGAUAACAAUUAAACGCGAUACGCGAUAGUGUGCCAUUCGAGUAGAUAGAUAAACGGAUACAGUGUAGAUAAAGUGGAACUGAACGUUUUGCAUAGUGGUGGAAGAGGUUUGCCCGGAAACUGAAGCUGAUAACGAAUUCAGAUUACAUUCUGAAAACUGAUAAACCCAGAAAGAGGAUAAUCGGAAAAGCCAACCAUUUUACGACGACGGCUUACUGGAGCUGAUCACAGAAGGGAAUCAGCCAAAGUGCUUUUCAUCUCGACUCUUCACCGCAACAAGUCAAGCAAAAGCCGCAAAAAUUGCUCUCACCGAAACAAUGCCCGGAACCUGUCACAGGCUCCGCAUCCCGUCUCUCGUCACCUCCUCCCGGUCCUCACGGGGAUCGAACGACAGCGAACCGAUGACGCCGAAAAAGGAACGCCACCGGGUUGCAAUGAUGGGGGCGGCCCGCGUCGGAAAAUCGUCCAUUAUUUCGCAGUUCCUGUACGAAAAGUACCUUUCGCGGUACAAGCAAACCGUGGAGGAUAUGCACCGGGGCGAGUAUGAACUACCGGACGGAUCAUGUUUGACGCUGGAUAUUCUCGACACUUCCGGAUCGUACCAAUUUCCGGCGAUGCGGGCCCUGUCCAUCAACACGAGCGGAGCUUUCAUUUUGGUGUACGCUGUCGAUGACGAGGAAACGUGGUUCGAAGUGGAACGACUCCGUGGACAGAUUGUGCAGGCACGUGGUCUGCGCGUUCCCAUUGUAAUCGUUGGCAACAAAGCCGAUGUCCCGGAAGAAGUCCGCCAGGUGCCGUUGAAAGUCGCACAAGCUAAGGCAACCCUGGAGUGGAGCUGCGGCUAUGCUGAAUGCUCCGCCAAAAACAACGAAGGAAUCUUGACUGUCUUCAAGCAGCUGCUCCGCCAGGCCAACAUCGAAUACAACCUGAGUCCGGCCGUGAGGCGACGAAGGAAAUCCCUGCCGAGCUACACCAAUCAAAAUCAGAACCGCUCCCUCUCGGCUCGGUACUACCUUAAGCGGCACUCGUGUGCUAUUCAGUGAACGACAACGAUGAUGACAAUUUUCCCGGAAAAUUGUCUUGGUUGCUUCUUCGUAUAUUUUUUCCACCAGUAGCGAAUUGCGUAGGAGGGCGAUUCUAAACAUACCGACGGUGUGUCUGAAGUCGUUAUUGUCGGAAAAAAAUGUCCAAGAAAUUGACAACUACAUUCAAAAGAUUAAGUUUUUAAGCAUAUUUUCCGUAAGUUUUAAAAUAUUUCAACGAGGGAAGGUUCUGGACUAUGUUAAUAGGGAUAUGUUUAUCGCAAAGUAUAUAGUAACAUGGUUAUUUCGCAAAUCAAUAUGAUACACUGUUAAAGAAUAUUCUGAAAU